GGACACCGGUGAGAGGUGAAGCAGGAGCCCGUGGUGCUGGCCAUUCACGGAAAGGGACGGACCCGAGAAGAAACUGACUUCCAGUAAGGGUUUUGCUUGUGUCUCCACAGAGCAAGGACCGAAGUGGUUGCCAGCAAGACACGUGAAGCCAUAUCGGACCCAGACGCAAGCAGACAAAACCCCUGGAAGCGAAGAAGCGAGCACACAGACGGAACCAGAAGCUGAGAUUGCUAACCCCUCCUUGAUCAACACUUAAGGAGAUCAAGGACUUGGGGUUUCUUUCGGGACUUGGGUGUCAUUGCAUUGCAAAAGAUUCUCACAUGGGGGAAAUCAUGAGCCCAAGGUUCAAUCUGAGGUUCACUCAGAUGUUUUUGUGUUCCAUCCUAUCAUCAAUUGCCUUAGGCAAUGGGGCAGAUUUACCCAUGAUUCAACCGAAGGAGAACAUUUGGGAAAGUUUAGCCAAUGCAGCAGGUUUGGACACCAUUUGUUUGACACACUCAAGGCCAAAAAAACCAUUUUCAACAUGUUUGGUGGGCUUGCCAGUGAAAGACUGGCCAAUUCCAAAGGACAUCCCUGCAAAAGUUUUGCAGGUCAUGUUGACUCCUGUAGACGCAUGGCGCAUUUGGACUCAAUUUCUUCCUGUGGCUCCUUUCGAACCUCAGGAAUUGGAAAUUCUUGGUUCGAUGAAAAUGGAUUUUUGUAUAAAAUUCAGUUUUUUGAGAGUGACAAAAAACAAAAUGGUAGAUGUUACUCCAAAUCAUGACAUUUAUAGAAAUGCCUCCUCUUGGUGCAACUACACCAAGAUCUCAAACAAACCAUCCCUCCAAGUUCCUGUGCAAUUGCCACGAGGAAUCUUUUUCAUUUGUGGGGACAGAAUCUGGCCUGCUAUCCCUGCAAACAUCAAAGGAGGUCCAUGCAGCAUUGGGAGACUUUCAUUGCUAACACCCAACUUGAAAAUUUUGAGAGAGCAAAAACAUACAGGGAAAAGUUUAACCAAACAAUAUGAUCCAGAUUGUGAUGACAGUGUUUAUACAUGGAACAAGGCUCAGAGAAACGAAGUGGCGAUAUUCUCAUCCCAGGCAGCAUCAGGGGAAGCCUUGACUCAGUUGGAUCACAUGGGUUGUUGGCUGAGCAAACACACUUGUGCCAUUUCUCUUGCACUGAGUGACAUGUUAACCGAUGUCGACAGUGUAAGACAAGCCGCUCUUCAAAACAGAGCAGCAAUUGAUGAUCUAUUGCUGACACAUGGGCACGGGUGUGAAGAAUUUGAGGGAAUGUGCUGCAUGAACCUGUCCGAUCAUUCGAAAUCAAUUCGUGAAAACAUAAGGCAGUUGCAAGAAGGUGUGGCCAAGCUUGGGGAAGUUACUGGAUCCUGGUUGGAUGGUGUGUUUGACUUUUUUGGCCUUUCACCAUUGUGGAAGGAACUUUUGAAGAUAGGGUUUUAUGUAUUCGUAGGGCUUGUAAUUCUUCUGCUCAUUCUGCUGUGCAUUUUUCAAUGUGUGCAGCAAGCCGUAACAGGGCCGCGAAGGAGGUGGUUUUGGUUCAAACAGGAGGGGAGAUGUCGGAAUCCAGGACAUCCCUCUGGCUGCCCUGGAUGGCUUGAGCCCCUGGCAGGGGCUCAGAAACCUUGACAUAGAGCCCAAGACCCCUGUGCCUUUGAUUUCAAACCAUGGGAAAAACUACCACCUUUGUAUGAAGAUUUACAAGUCACAAAAACUAAGUAGAGUAUAAGUUAGUUUACCACAGGGUGAAAAAGUAAAAUUUUAGGAUUUUUUAGA
Molecule: messenger RNA, 1778 nt
Organism: Catharus ustulatus (Swainson's thrush)
Lineage: Eukaryota; Metazoa; Chordata; Aves; Passeriformes; Turdidae
Exons: 2
Coding region: 321-1631 (436 amino acids)
Source: RefSeq, a predicted model, not a curated record